Molecule: messenger RNA, 1214 nt
Organism: Vicugna pacos (alpaca)
Lineage: Eukaryota; Metazoa; Chordata; Mammalia; Artiodactyla; Camelidae
Gene: PATE1
Product: prostate and testis expressed 1
Source: RefSeq, a predicted model, not a curated record
AUGGACAAGUCCCUCCUGCGAGGACUCCCCAUCCUGCUCUGCUGUUUUGGAGGUCUGCUCUCACUUCUGUCUCCCUCCUCUCUGGCCCAAACUGUAGAAAUUAUUCAGUGUAGGAUGUGCCACCUCCAGUUUCCAGGAGAGAAGUGUUCCAGAGGCAGAGGAGUGUGCACUGCAGCACCAGAAGAGGCUUGCACAACUGGGAGGAUUUUCAGAAACGAUGGUACCCCCUGGUUAACCUUCAGGGGCUGCCUAGAGAACUGUGCUAAUGUGGACAAUAUAAAAUGGAGCAUCUACCUGGUAAACUUCAGGUGCUGCAGGAGCCAUGACUUGUGCAAUGAAAACCUCUAGAAACUGCUGGUCCUUCUUCGGCACCAAUCUCUGGGUGAUGUUGUUGGCACCAGCUCUUCACGAUGAUUUCCUUAAAAACCACACUUCAGAUUGCAAACACGUGGCUCUGCCUUCUGCACGUGUAAGAAGCAGCCCUCUCUUUUUCUAGAUUCUCUGCGUUGGCCCCUGAGCGGGUGAAACACCUCGAGUGCAAGAUCAGCAUGUCCUGCAGGUUGUUGCAAAGCCUAGUGCUUUCACUGGGUACCCAGGUUGCUUCGGGAAAGGAAGAAGAGUAUGGGCCACUUAUUUUCUCUGCUCCUUGGCUUCCUUCCGUAGCAGAAUAUUUUCAUUUUUUUUUCUCUCUGUACUGUUCUUCUAAUCUCACUCCAACUAAAGCAUGUAGCCCUGGUCUCAUGAGGAGGGAUGGGGUAAUGUGAAAAAAGAUGACUUGAGUCUUGUUAAAUUUUGUUCAUGAAUGCUAUUCCCAGAGUGAGGAGAAGGGCAGCACGUAGAAAGAAGUGUGUACCAGGCCCAUGAAGGGAGAGGGAUUUUUCUGCCUUGUAGAAUGAGACUCUCUUUAGGGUUGGGGGUUAGAGAAGAAGAGGAAAAGGCAUCUCUGGAAUUCCAGAGACAGUGCUUGCACUCUACUUCCCUGGGAAACUCACAGGAAGUCGUCAACCCUUAAACAGGCAAAAGCUGUAGGAUGUUUCCAAGGGGAUGAGACCAGAGCAGCCAGAUAAAUAUUCCCAUACCUGAAGCACUGCAUGGAGGAAGCUGAGCUCUGUGGGGUCUGAGGGAGUCACGUGGGUCUGGCCACUAGACAUCUCGAUAGCAGCCUCUGUGGAGAGUUGUCCCCAUGACCAGAUGCCUUUCCCCACCCCUCCAUC